GACCGGGCGAUCCGCCUCGCCGACGCCGCGCUUGAGAUGAUGCGGUUAGCACCCCCGGCUGGUGCCGAGCAGGCCGCCUUCGCCUCAUGCCGUGGCAUCGUCGCCCAUGCGCUCGACUAUAUGCGGGAGUCGUACCUCGCAGCGCGCUGCUGCCCCUCGCCCGCGUUCUGGACCAGAACGUCGCAGGCGUCGUCGCGGCGUCGAUCGACGUGCGCCCAGGGCAGCUCACCGAGGCGGAGCUCCAGCAUAGUGGUCUCCCAGUCCGCUUUGCUGGCCUGCAGGUUGACACAUCCCCGCGCAUCGCCCCGCUGGCCGGGGCGGAGCGACACGUCGAGCAUGGCCCCGCACUCCGCGCAGAGGUCGCGUUUUGGGCUGGCGCUGGCGGCGAGGCGGCUGCAGUCGCACGCGACGUCAAGCAGUGCGACGGCGUCGACGAUGCCGUUUCGGACGGCAUCCUGGACAUGCGCGCGGGAGCGCGGCAUCGCCGCCUUGGCCGGGCGCGGCCGCCCUGUCUCGGAUCCAGCAGACUGCGCGAAUGACCCGCUCCGCCAAGAAGCCCGAGAGCAGCGCCUACUCAUCAGGUACUUGCAGCACUCUGCCGCGGCGCGCUACUCGGACUUGCUCGCGAGGGCUGCGACGCGGGACCGGGCGCGCCUCCUCAGCGCGGCAGGGCCGACGGCGGGCGCGGCGCUCGCAGCCGACCUCGUACGCUUCCGCUUGGACAUUCCCACGCCGUGCCCGCCCGGCGCGCAGUGCCUCAUCGAGAAGACGUCCACGCAGGAGCUGUGCCUCGACCAGCUGGGCGCGCACGGCGACCACGCGGCCAUGUGCGAACGCAUGGCUGGACGUUUGGGCGUCGCAGAAUUGCCAGAUUGCCAGGUCGAUGUCACGGCCUGGCAUCCCAUGUCCGUCGCCUACCAGCCGGGGGCUGCGCGGGAGCCCGGAUGCGCGGCGCGCGCGGCCGAAGGACUGGUCGUGCUGGCGGCGGCCAUCGCGGCCCUGGCGCUGCAGACGGUCGGGGGCGCGGCGACAAGGGCAAGGAGCAGCCACCAGCUGAGGCCAGUGAUCGUGAGCGCCCUGGACUCGGAGGUCUCGAUCGCGCCGCCCAGGAGCGCCAGGACAUGCAAGUGGAACAAGUGCCUGCUGGACCCCAACAAGCUGGACCUCAACAUGCUCCUACUGACCCGUGGCAACGCCCUGGCGGGGACCCGUGGCAUGAUCGCGCCGCCCCCGCUGCUGGACACACUGAACUACCUGCUGCUGGCACUCCUGUCGGCCAUGCUGCAGAGCUGCAUUCGCCAGGCCACCGAUGCUAUCGCCGCGACCUCCAUGGCCCAGGUCACCUCCUGCCAGACGCAGCUGGUGCGCAUGUUCCAGUCGCAGCAGGAGGCAGUCAACAGGUCCCUCGCCGUGCAGACUCGCGACAUCGCCUCCAUCGGCCAGCGCGCCGACGCGUUGGAGGCGGAGCAGGCCGCCAUGCGCAAGCAGAUCGGGGACAUCAACAAGGCCCUGGCCCUCGCCGAGAAGGAGCUUCCCAUCAUGGACUUCCAGGAGCUGGAGGAGUGGAUUCGAGCGGCCGGCCUCACUCACGACAUGGUCCGCAUCGACCCUGUGGUCCCUGCCAAGCGCUUCAACGUCAUGGUGCAGGGCGGCGACGGAGUCGCUCUCCCUCGGGCUCAGGCACUCGCUCGGCAUCUACGUGACCCAGCUGGCAGGAACGGGUGGCGCUCCUUCAGCGCGCAGAGCGUCGGCGGAGGCGUCGUCCCACUGUACCUCUCGCCUGACAAGUCACCGCAGCAAGUACGAAUGGAGAUCCAAUCGAGGAAGCUCUCGGUCUUGCUGGCAGAAGCUCUUCCUGAUCAGUCUUUCAGUGCUCAGCGGGCCCGUGGUAUCAUCACGUCCCAGGGCGUCAAGGUUGCCAAGCUCGAGAUGGGUGAAUCCCGCAACACCGACACCAUCAUCAGGUGGAACCCAGACAUGGUCGCCAGGCUGCACAUCGACAGGGAGUCCAUCAACACGCAGUUCAAGAAGGCCUUCUCCACGGAGGACAACACCGAGUGCGAGAAGUGGAAGACCUCCUGUGCGUUCCUCGCCUCCAACUGCUUCUAUGCCGACUCAAGACACCUGGACAAGUACGCGAACCUCCUCCUCAACUACGACAGCAAGCUGCUCCGACACCUGUUCAAGUACACGACGUUCUCCCACGACAUCUACGUGGAGUCUCAGUGGCCGACCCACUACGACAAGUCCAGCAAGCAGCUGUCCACGAUCGACCGCAUUUUCUUGGGCAUCGACGCGCACGCCAUGCUCUCGGUCUCGACGAUCCUCACCACUGCGAGGGACGCGAUGGAGCUUUCCGAGGAGGGCAUCAGCGACCACGCGCCCCUCGUCCUGCAGAUCACCGCCGCACGCCAUGUUCCACGAGACGAGCAGCCUAUCCCGACGCACCUCUUCAACCACAGGAAGUACCCUGAGACCUACGCGCUCAUGCUGGACCACUGCUCCUUGGCUGGGGAAACGGCGGAAGGCCGCUGGAGAGCAGCGAAGCAGUGCAUGAAACUUGCAGCGCGACGUGUUCGUGAUCACCAGCUGCGGACCAACUUCUCUCUACACGUCAAGGACUCCACGGUCGAGACCUCGUACAUGGGCUUCAAGUCGGCGGCGAGAGCGGUCUGGCGACAGGACGCUGUCCUGGCAGGCAGGCUGCUCGAGUCCUGCCCUGUGCUGGCCGCCCACCUCCACGUUGCCGACGGCACGGUGCGCCUCGUGGACCCCCACAGCUUCGCCGCCAACUUCGACGCCAUCGCCGAGCGGGUGCACUCCCUGCGCAGGCAGGCGGCGGAGGCAGCAGCUCGAACGGCCAACGUGCGCGACAGCGCAGCCUGGCGGAGGGUUGAGCGCAAGGCCGCCAGGCAUGCGCAGCUCUGGGUCCCGUGGCGGCGACGUAUGAUCCUUUCGGGCCUGCGCGUGGACUCCGCACCGUGUGCCGCCAAGGACUCGAAGGUGGCUCAGCACGUGGUCCCCGAUCCCGCGGGCAUGAAGGCGAUCGUAGCGAACUACUGGGGUGAGAUCUUCGCGAAGGUGCCGAACUCUGAACAGCUCAAGGCCUUGGGCGCUUUCCUGGACAAGCACGCGCCAAGGAAGCCCGAGGGCUUCACUGCUGGGCGGCGCUUCGUCGACCACACCCCGUGCCUGGACGCGGAAUGCCGUCGGGAGGGCCUUCUUCCUGACGCGGCGACCCGCCGCCCCAUGUUCCUGUCGUUCGACUUCCGUCAGGCCUUCCCCUCACUCUUCAGGGAAGUCAUCGAGAAGGUCCUCCCGCGCUACGGGGUCCCGCUGGGCUUCUGCAACGUGGUCGCGGCACUCUACAGCAACUGCCUCGCCUUCAGCUCCUUCCGCGCCGAGGGCACCGGCGCGGAGUUCGAGCCGCUGUUCGCGCUCCUGUGCGGCAUCAUGCAAGGAUGCCCGCUCUCUGGCACGGUCUGGUGCUUGGCCAUGGACACGCCCAUCCGCGCGCUGCUGGUUGCGAUUGCUGAGCAUGGGUUCCUCACGGCUUGCGCCGACGACCUCGGGAUGCUGAUCAAGAACGCGGUCGCCCUCCCCAGCAUCGACUCCACCUUCGUCUCCAUUGAGUUUGCCUUCAACCUGCAGCUGGCGCUGCACAAGUGCGUGCUGGUGCCGCUGUGGGAGGAGCUCUCGGAGGACACACUGCAGGGCGUCAAGUCUUUCCUCGCUAAGGAGGUCCCCCGCUGGUCGGGCUUCCGCGUCGACUCCACGGCCAAGUACCUGGGGACUCACCUGGGGCCAGGCGUCACGGACUUCGGCAUCUGGAAGGCAGCUGCGGGGAAAUGGUGGACCCGAUGCUGGGAGCUGGCGCGCACUGGCAUGGCCACCAGCCUGGCGGCACGCGCGUACAACAUCAACGCGCUACCGUGCCUGUCGUACCUCGCGCAGUUCUACUUCAUUGUGCCUGCCAUCUGGAAGGUCGAGUUCACCUCCCUGCACCGCCUGCUGCGGCUGCCGCCCUCGUCCAUGCGCAAGGCCGACAUCCUGUCGAUGAGCGCGUGGCGCGGCUCCCCGUCGCCGACGGGCCUCUUCCCGUACACGCUCGCGGCGACGAUGCGCACGGCGGAGAACGCGGUUCGUGGAUGGGAAGCUCACCUUCACCACCUUCAUGAAGCUGCCGUGGAGCAUGCCCCACUGAUCGACGUGAUCAAGGGCAACUGGUCCCCACCGUGGUGGCAGACGCGGAGGGCGAUCGUACAGAACUUCGCCAUGAUCACGGACACCUACGGCCAGCUGGACAUCCCCAGACCGACGCUCGAUGUGCUCUCGGUCCCGAUCCCGAGCAGGUACAUCAAGAUCGCGAAGGCGGCGAUGACCCUGGAGACGAAGGCGGCGGCAGCGGCCACUCCCACCAGGAAGCCCAAGCGCCAGGCCACGGCCGCCAUCUCGCUCCGAGGCUCGCUGUACCCCGAGGACCUGGUGGCCACCAUCCAAUGUCGGCUACGCAGGUGGGGAGUCGUGUGCUCGCUGCCCGAGCUGCGCGAGAGGUGGCCUCCGCUGCGUGACAAGCUGACGGAGGUCCGCCCUGCAUGGAUGUGGUCGUGGAUCCGCACCGCGGUCAACGGCUGGACGACCUCUCGCCGCAUGAGCGCCGUCAUCGAUGCGCGACCAUGCCUGUUCGGCUGCGACGAGGUGGACGCGCUCGAGCACUACGUCGUCUGCCCCAUCCUCAGGGCGUUGACCGCGGGCGACGCUGACGCCGACUCCCUGGGCCACGGCAUCGAGUUCCUCGGGUUCGGCGACGAACAGUACCACGCAAGGAGACCGAUCAAGGACUGCAUCUACUCGGUCGGCCUCAUGUGCCAGUGCUACCACAUCCAGAAGCACCGCGUGGACGUGGGCCUGGAUGCCGGAGCGGCCCAUCGAUCUGGUGUGAGACUGGCCGCGUUGCACCGCAUGCAAGCAUAG
Prorocentrum cordatum is the source of this 4974-nucleotide messenger RNA. NCBI's taxonomy places the organism in Eukaryota, Dinophyceae, Prorocentrales, Prorocentraceae. The record is from the annotation of a GenBank genome assembly.